Branchiostoma floridae (Florida lancelet) is the source of this 9593-nucleotide messenger RNA. RefSeq lists its product as uncharacterized. Gene Ontology annotation, molecular function: ubiquitin protein ligase activity; translation repressor activity; protein binding. Gene Ontology annotation, biological process: protein polyubiquitination; negative regulation of translation; proteasome-mediated ubiquitin-dependent protein catabolic process. The record is from RefSeq and is a predicted model, not a curated record. The transcript is spliced from 7 exons. Bases 6077 to 8062 code for a protein of 661 amino acids. Lineage: Eukaryota; Metazoa; Chordata; Leptocardii; Amphioxiformes; Branchiostomatidae.
ACAAGACUUUUUUUAAUCUCAGUGCAAAGAGAACAAAGUGCGGAUGCGCAUCUUUGUUCUCCUACUGAUUUGGCAUUUGCGUCUUGAAAUCCGUUGAGUUAAGUUGGUUGAAUCAUUGAAACCAUGAUAGGCUUGAUGUUAGUGACCACUGGGGUACUCCAGGACUUAAUGACGAGGUCUAUCAACGUCCUGCUGAGGUCAGUCACAGCGUCAGCACUGAAUGUCAGGCCUGAGACUUCUGCAAACAAGACAGACAAACGGAGUGGCUCUGGCGCAGCUACCGACUCCAACAGUGGCCCCGCCGUCUUCGCAGACUCCAACGGUGGCCCUAAUGUCCUUGCCGACUCCAACAUACCAGGACCAGACAGAAACCCGGACUUCAUCCCUCCGAAGUUUCUUCCUAGCACCACUCUUGUUAGCUGAACGCUGUGCAUCCCGGCCGUCUGUAGGUGGUGCGAAGGUUUCCUUCUUCCUAGCACCACUCUUGUUAGUUGAACGCUGUGCAUCCCGGCCGUCUGUAGGUGACGCGAAGGUUACCUUCUUCCUAGCACCACUCUUGUUAGUUGAACGCUGUGCAUCCUAGUCGUCAGUAGGUGGUGCGAAGGUUACCUUCUUCCUAGCACCACUCUUAAUAUUUGAACGCUGUGCAUCCCAGCCUUCUGUAGGUGGUGGGAAGGUUUCCUUCUUAUUAGCACCACUCUUGUUAGUUGAACGCUGUGCAUCCAGGCCGUCUGUAGGUGGUUCGAAGGUUACCUUCUUCCUAGCACCACUCUUGUUAGUUGAACGCUGUGCAUCCCGGUUGUCUGUAGACGGUGCGAAGGUUUCCUUCUUCCUAGCACCACUCUUGUUAGUUGAACGCUGUGCAUCCCGGUCGUCUGUAGGUGGUUCGAAGGUUACCUUCUUCCUAGCACCACUCUUGUUAGUUGAACGCUGUGCAUCCCGGUCGUCUGUAGGUGGUUCGAAGGUUACCUUCUUCCUAGCACCACUCUUGUUAGUUGUACGCUGUGCAUCCUGGUCGUCUGUAGACGGUGCGAAGGUUUCCUUCUUCCUAGCACCACUCUUGUUAGUUGAACGCUGUGCAUCCAGGCCGUCUGUAGGUGGUUCGAAGGUUACCUUCUUCCUAGCACCACUCUUGUUAGUUGAACGCUGUGCAUCCCGGUUGUCUGUAGACGGUGCGAAGGUUUCCUUCUUCCUAGCACCACUCUUGUUAGUUGAACGCUGUGCAUCCCGGUUGUCUGUAGACGGUGCGAAGGUUUCCUUCUUCCUAGCACCACUCUUGUUAGUUGAACGCUGUGCAUCCUAGUCGUCAGUAGGUGGUGCGAAGGUUACCUUCUUCCUAGCACCACUCUUGUUAGUUGAACGCUGUGCAUCCAGGCCGUCUGUACACGGUGCGAAGGUUUCCUUCUUCCAAGCACCACUCUUGUUAGUUGAACGCUGUGCAUCCCGGUCGUCCGUAGGUGGUUCGAAGGUUACCUUCUUCCUAGCACCACUCUUGUUAGUUGAACGCUGUGCAUCCAGGCCGUCUGUACACGGUGCGAAGGUUUCCUUCUUCCUAGCACCACUCUUGUUAGUUGAACGCUGUGCAUCCUGAACAUUUGUAGGUGGUGCGAAGGUUUCCUUCUUCCUAGCACCACUCUUGUUAGUUGAACGCUGUGCAUCCUAGUCGUCUGUAGGUGGUGCGAAGGUUUCCUUCUUAUUAGCACCACUCUUGUUAGUUGAACACUGUGCAUCCUAGUCGUCUGUAGGUGGUGCGAAGGUUUCCUUCUUAUUAGCACCACUCUUGUUAGUUGAACGCUGUGCAUCCUAGUCGUCUGUAGGUGGUGCGAAGGUUUCCUUCUUAUUAGCACCACUCUUGUUAGUUGAACACUGUGCAUCCUGGUCGUCUGUAGUAGGUGCCGGUGUAGACAGAGGAGAACUUUGACGGGGACAACAUCUACCGGUGAUGCGGCCUUUCCGGCCCUCCGGGCUUGUGGGUCGUCUGCAACGACAGCAGGGCCACUGUUGAAGUCGGCAAAGACGCCCGGGCCGCUGUUGGAGUUGGCAUCGACACCAGGGCCACUGUCAGAGUCUGCAAAGACGGCACUCCAGUCGUGACGUCAAAACGCACGACUUGUAAUGGUGUACAAGAUUACCAACGGUCUUGUGGCCAUCCCGCCUACUCGCAUCACACCAGCACACAUGAGCACCAGAGCCAACCACUCUCACAAAUACCCAACCUCAAGAUGCAGGUGUGACACAGCAAAAUAUGCCUACUACGCCAGGACAAUUCCUGAAUGGAACAACCUCUCCCCCCACAUUGUCGACAGCCCCUCACUGGACACUUUCAAGAACAGGUUGCUGUCAUCGCAUACGUAGUCCAGCCGCUGCGCCUCCUCCAUCCGCGUGAUAUUCCUAUAGGAAGUUUGCGGAUUACGAACUAGAACUAGAAGGGCUACUGUAAUUCGAGUCUGCAAAGACAGCAGGGCCACUGUUGGAGUCUGCAACGACGGCAAUGUCAAUAUGCUUUCUAAAAAAAGGUGAAAAUGUGUUCACUUUUCCUGACUUGUAGGACAUCUCAUAGCUAAAGAGAAAUAAUGUUUAAAUAUUUUGCAAACUUUUUUUUUUCUUACAGGGCGACCUCCACCGGUCGACCUGUCCUGUUAAAGUUCUCCUCUGUCUACCCCUGCACCGUCUACAUACGGCCGGGAUGCACAGCGUUCAACUAACAAGAGUGGUGCUAGGAAGAGGGAAACCUUCGCACCACCUACAGACGGCCGGGAUACACAGCGUUCAACUAACAAGAGUGGUGCUAGGAAGAAGGUAACCUUCGCACCGUCUACAGACGACCAGGAUACACAGCGUUUAACUAACAAGAGUGGUGCUAGGAAGAAGGAAACCUACGCACCACCUACAGACGGCCGGGAUGCACAGCGUUCAACUAACAAGAGUGGUGCAAGGAAGAAGGAAACCUUCGCACCGUCUACAGACGACAUGGAUGCACAGCGUUCAACUAACAAGAGUGGUGCUAGGAAGAAGGAAACCUUCGCACCACCUACAGACGGCCGAGAUACACAGCGUUCAACUAACAAGAGUGGUGCUAGGAAGAAGGAAACCUUCGCACCGUCUACAGACGACCAGGAUGCACAGCGUACAACUAACAAGAGUGGUGCUAGGAAGAAGGAAACCUUCGCACCGCCUACAGACAACCGGGAUGCACAGCGCUCAACUAACAAGAGUGGUGCUAGGAAGAAGGAAACCUUCGCGUCACCUACAGACGGCCGGGAUGCACAGCGCUCAACUAACAAGAGUGGUGCUAGGAAGCAGGAAACCUUCGCACCGUCUACAGACGACCGUGAUGGACAGCGUUCAACUAACAAGAGUGGUGCUAGGAAGAAGGUUACCUUCGCACCGUCUACAGACGGCCUGGAUGCACAGCGUUCAACUAACAAGAGUGGUGCUAGGAAGAAGGUAACCUUCGCACCACCUACAGACGGCCGGGAUGCACAGCGUUCAACUAACAAGAGUGGUGCUAGGAAGAAGGAGGCAUUUGCACCGUCUACAGACGGUUAAGAUGCACAGCGUUUAACUCACAAGAGUGGUGCUAGGAAGAAAGUAACCUUCGCACCAUCUACAGAUGACCGUGAUGGACAGCGUUCAACUAAAAAGAGUUGUGCUAGGAAGAAGGUAACUGGCGGCUCAGCCGGGGUACAAAUCUGAAGGUGAAGGAAGCGCAGAAAGUGGGAAAGAUGAGAAGAGGAGGCAGGAGGCAGGUGCCGGCGAAGUCUCGGGAGGCGGCAAAGUCUCACGAGAAGACAAAGCAUCACGAGAAAAGGGCGGCUAAAAGGGCUCGUUUGGAGAGCAGAAGGUAGCAGAGAGUGCUGACAUGUACGCAGUGGCGAGCUUGCUGACCGCUUUUCUAAACGCACGGAUUCGCACCAGGGCGUCUCCAGCUAUGAACACACUCACGCCGAAUAUUGUAUUCCGCGCGGCGAUCAGUGAUGAGUAGACUCUCAGAACAGAUGGGUCAGUUUUGAGUGUAAAAUUGGCUCCUUUUGUAUCUGAGAGAGGUGAUGUUAUCAAGGACUUGAAGUUCUUUAUGUCAUAUUAUAUAGUAUAUAUACUGCUGUGCGAACAGACCCGCCAGUUUUACUUCUAAAACACGUCCCUUUUGUAUCUGACAGAGGGGAUAUCAUGAAGGACAUGAUACAUGUAUAUCAAAUGCUGAUAUCGAUAUAUAUUGAGCGUACUGGUCAGUUUUGCGUCUAAAACACGCUCCUUUCGUACCUAAAAGAUCCAAUGUUCUUGAAUGUGUAUAUAUAUGAUGUGUAUUAAACGUAUUUGUUUUUGUAUACUGUUUGAUUCCAUGUAUCAAGUUGGGAACUACAGAUAGAAUGGUAUUUUCUGCUGCGUAAAUUCCAUAUAGUAUCACAUCUAUUGAGUGGAACUUCCGGGUUUGAUAUCUCGCAGAAUUUUGUGGCUAUAAUUUUCGAGUGGUAAACAGCUCUUAAGGUCGGGAGUUAGUGGUAUAGCGCUGGGAUCCCUAUCGACUUGUUUUGGAACUACAGGGGCCGUUUAGUGCGUGCCCUGUUCUCGAUAUAUGAGUGUUUAAGCGCUUACCCUAACCCUAACCAUAGCGAUUAGCGUUAGGGUUAGGGAUAGGGCAAGAAUGUCUUUAAGGUGGCCAAACUUGGUAUGAUUAGAAAGGUCUAUUGAUGGGUACUUGUAAUCUAAAAACCGUUUCAAAAUUGCGUGCUUUGUUCUCGAGAUAUGAGUGCUAGCCCUAACCGUAACCCUAACCCUAUCGAUUUGGGUUAUGGUUAGGUUAGGUUAGGGCAAGAGUGUCUUCAAGGCGGCGACACUUGGUAUGACUAGAAAGGUCUAUUGGUGGGUACUGGUAAUCGGAGAACCGUUUUAGGAAAACAAUUUGAGACAAUCAAUCGCCGAAAUCAAGUUUGUAAUGACAAAUAUUGAGAUUGAGUUUUUCUGCCUUAGCCCACAGAAAGUAAAUUCUAUGGAUGACAUCCCCUGCAGACUUAUGCGAUAGGGCGAAAAAAAACAAGAUGGGUAAAAAAAUACAAGAUGGGUAAAUUUUAAAAAUUGAACCCAUAAACGUCGUUACAAUAAUUUAAGUGACAAAACAUGGUAGCAUAGACUACAUACAAAUCACUCAUUCCUGAAAGAAGUGAACUAUAGUGUUGUAAACGUGGCACUAGACUGGUAUCACUUACCAAGUUGGCAACUGCACUCAUGACUUCCAUAGUGAUGCCACUUUUACAACUAUCCAACUAUAGCUUCACUUCAAUAACUACAGUCACUGCUACCUCGCUAGUGUCAUUUUUACAAGUACAAUCAGUACACACAACACCUUUUUCCCAUUUUGAUACUUUCUUGUCACGUUGACCAUCUCCGAAGAUGAAAAAAAAAUCUUUUUUUUUUCUGAAAUCAGGCGAAAAUUAAUGAGCGCGUGGAUGUCAUCCAUAAAAUUUACUUGUUGCGGCCUAAUGGUUAAGUGUAACAUCAGACAGUUUUAUACAAUUUUGUGUUGAAAAAGGAAAGGCAGCCGGAUGAAGAAAGCGUUGUAAAGAUCUGCCCACAAUAUACUUUUCCCAGCACGUAUACACAAUAGAAGGUUUUCACGGAUGCUAAAGAAAUUGCAUUAUGCAUGCAGGUAUAGUCUACUAGUUCGCAAACAUAACCCCGCGUCUGGAAACGAAGAAUUUGGGCAAGUCCAUUUUCACUGUACUCAUUCUUCUUGUAUCUAAAAUCUAUCUAUAACCCGUUUUCAUUGUCUAUAUACCUUCAAUUCUUACAAAAAAUCAUUCACUUAAACCCUGUUACAUUUUUCGUAACGCUUUAUUGCAAUUAAAAUGUGCCUAUUUUUCAGAGUACAAUGAUCAGUACCUUUAUACGUACGUGUGCAUGUAUAGUAAAUAAGUAUGUGCGUCAAAGCAAGACAUAAUAUUAUUCUCUUCUUCUUCUUCUCUCCCAGCACUGUGUUCUAGUUUUGCCGCUGAGGUCAGCUCUAUCCUUCAGACGAACCGUUUGCAGAAACGUAACCUAGAUCAAGUCGUACCAAGAGACCACAGACAUAUACUGUAUGAAAGGUAUGGCACGUGCGUAUGCAGGUGAGGCAACUGAGGAGGCUUUUACUAUGGAAUCUGAAGAAGGCACCGAUCUUUAUAUUCCUGGUGGAUGGGAUGGACAUGAGCACGACAAUGACAAUAAAAACCACGCUAAUCAAAUGUACGGGCAAAGUGUUGAAAACCCUUGCAACAAGUCAAAGUGCUGUCGGUUGACAUGCUCUGCUGAAAAUGCCAUGGACUCCAAUCAUAUGUAUGGGGAAAACCAUGGAAACACUGAUUCCAUCGAAACACCAUGGAAACACCAUCUUAAGUGCACACAAGACGCCUCGGCUGAAAACAUCCUGGACUCCAAUCCUUGCUACAAGUCAACGUGCUGUCGGAUGACAUGCCCUGCUGAAAAUGCCCUGGACUUCAAUCGUAUGUAUGGGAAAGAACAUGGAAACACUGAUUACCUGAAGGCUUCACAAUUACUAUCACAAGACGCAUCAGCUGAAAACAUCCUGGACUCCAACCCUAUAUAUGGCAAUUCCUCCAUUCAGCCACCUGCUGAUGACGAUUUGUUCACCAAACCAUAUGUUGAGGAUACCCUGCAAUAUACUGGUGAUAGUUUCUCCAUCCAACCAGAUGCCGAUAGCCAUCCUGACAUCCAACCCUAUGCUGUUAGAAAUCAGGAAGAUGAUGAUAAUGGCAAUGGUAGCCAGAUGCCAGCAACAUAUGGUACUGCUGCUAACAAGAAUAUGCAAACAGCAUCUAAAAAAUCUGAUGUCGACGGCGAAGACAUCCAACCAAAUGCUGAAAGGUACCAGAUAGAUGAAGAUGAUGCAACGUCUAGAGAUUCGACAACAGAAAACGGACCGAAUACAGGAUGGAGAUGUCGCCUACCGUGGGUUGCUGGGAUGAUAACCGCUAUUCUGGUGCUGAUAUCCCUGGGUAUCUUAGUUGGAGUGUUGUUGCACACAGGCACAUCAAAGCAGACACGAGCAGCAAACAGUACCCGCACCCCUGUUCAUCAUGUGAACAGUUCUGCCGGAUCCACGACUGCCGAUCGUAUGGUUGUUUACACAAUACCGUCUCCUGAUUACCCUUUUCUGGACACCACACCCACUCUGCCAACAGCCUCUGACUGGUCAGAACCACAAGUCGCAGAAAACUAUGAAAAAGAGCUCGGGAAGAUCACCUUUGGAGGUUAUGGAACAGAAACCGGCAAGUUUAGAAGUAACUUCGGAGUGGCCGUGUCUAAUGAGAAUGAAAUAUUCGUGACGGACUGGUACAACCAGCGUAUUCAAGUCUUUGGUAUGGAUGGAGACCUCCGUCGCAUCUUUCCAACUAACGUAGCGGAGGACGACACUGCGAAAAUACUGCCUACGGAUGUUACGUUGGACGGAAAUGGCUUUCUGUGGGCAGUUGGACAGAAAGAACCUUUAACAACUGAGGCGAGUGUAGUGCAGUAUAGAAAGGACGGACUACCAGUGACCAAGUUCGACAUCACCUUGAAGAGUUCGCAGGCUAGAGCCAAGAUUGCCGUGGACAUUAGCAAUGGUAACAUCAUCGUAGGGGAGAACAAUGAGAUAAUGAUAUUUCAACCAAAUGGCUCACUUUUUAUAAGAUUUUCCGAGAGAAUCCUAAAAAUUGGUGGCAUCGCAUUGGACGGCAAAGGAAACAUCCUUGUCACUGACUCUUUAUCCAAUAUAAUUGUGUACAAUCAGACCGGAUACAGCAUGUUGAAGAUCAGAACCUAUGAAUAUGGAAAAAGAGAGAACUUUAUCCCCUGUGGUAUAUGUAUGGACACCAAAGGCAAAGGACAUAUUCUCGUGGCGGACUGCAAAAAUGGUGGGGUGGAGAUGUUCACUGUCCGCGGGGAGUUCGUACGUACCAUCGUGAAAGAGACCUUGCCUAACGCGAAGAGUCCCGUUGCCAUUGCUUUGGGACCGGGGGGACAGUUGGUGGUGACGAUUAAAGACACGGUAGCCGUAUUUUCAAGUCAGGUGUUGAAGCCGUAAAUAUGGGAAAUAUUUCCAUUCACAUUACAAAAUAAAGUAUGGGUGAAAAAUGGAAUUUUCAUCAAGCAGUGACUACUUAUUAAGUUAACACACUGGCUAUCAGUCCAUCAUGUUCACGGAGUGACCCAGUUCUCGCGAGAGUUGCGAGAACUUGGUCAAAACUUACGUGGAUCUACUCCCCCCCCCCAACCCUGCUUCCUUACGGAGUAGGGGUAAGUAGUUCUCGCGACUCUCGCGAGAACUGGGUCACUCAGUGAGCAAGAUGGACUGAUAGACCAUUGAAAGUUUGGAGGUACCUGUGUUUACCUAAUAAUUAGUCACUGCUAGAUGAAAAUUCUAUUAACUGUGUACAUACCUGACUAAUAAAUCUCUUUAAAGUAUUGAUGACAUUUGUGAACAUCGUGCUGGCCACGUUUCGUACGUUACUAUACUGCCUUUUACCGAAUUUUGGCGUCAAUGAACGUUUCCUAAAAUUUCUGUCAUUACCAUUGUAAUUGUAAAUAAGACAUAUCAUCACACUGUUGAAUGAUAGAGAUGUAAGUGUCCAAGUAGAAUUCAGCAUAUCCAACUUGGGCCGCAACCGUCAAACUUUGCUGCCGUAAAAACAGUGACAUACUGUUCACGUGAUAUUGUAAAUACUAUUGAAUCAACGAAUCAGUGCACAUGUUACCUGGGGUGUUGGCUACGAUUAAUAGUGGACGUACCGAACGAUUUGCAGGAAGUAAGCCAAUAUUGAAACCCUCAAACCACCGUAUUGGGUCAAAACUGAUGUGCUUUUGUGACAUCUCUGGUCGAAAACAAUUCUUUUUUAUAUAAGUCUAAAAACUUCUCGAACGUUUUACCGGGAUUAGCUCAUUGUUGAUUAAGUUAUCCUAGAAAGUUUAUGCAAGGUCCAGUGGGGUCAAAACUGACUCCAACAAAAUGUGCAUUUUUUUAAAACAAUAUUUUGUGACACACAAAAAUCUAACCGUUUCGGAUGAUACAAUGAAGUACAUGGCGUUCCAAAGUGCUACAUAGCCUAACAGGCAUUCGGAAUCGCGAACUUGGUUCUAGAUUCGCAACCAACAUCUGCAUUACCCAGUCGGUAUAAUCAUGUUCGAUGUGCCAUCUGAGUCUUACAGUGUCUCCGCAUGACUCACUGAGUUCCCGAGUGCAACUACCGGCAAGAUUUAUCUAAAAAUACAAGCCAAUUCACGACGUAGUGUUUAUCUAAAAGGUAAACCUGAUGACUUUUCAAAACAUCGUCGUGAAAAUCACCACAGCAUGAACGGUUAUGUAUUCAUAUGGAAAAAUAAUGAAAAAAAUACCAGAGAUACACAAAACCAUGUAGAACACCAGGUUGGUAGACCAAGUCGGCUAGCCCGCCUAUCUUGGUGUGUUCUGACCUCUCUGUUCACGAACAAAGCAUCAAGUUUCAUGUCAUUCGCAUCUAAGGUUUCCCGUUUCAAUCAUGGCUCGAAAUACAGCUAAAGUGUUUUAAUACGUCUUGCAUGCAUAGAUUUGACACGACAUGAAACAUAAUACAGAUUAC